This is a messenger RNA of Cajanus cajan (pigeon pea), 1456 nucleotides long. Its product is annotated as protein PIN-LIKES 3. The record is from RefSeq and is a predicted model, not a curated record. Gene Ontology annotation, cellular component: membrane. Gene Ontology annotation, biological process: endoplasmic reticulum to cytosol auxin transport. Lineage: Eukaryota; Viridiplantae; Streptophyta; Magnoliopsida; Fabales; Fabaceae.
CAGUGGUGAGAGUUUGCUAUUUGAACUAACAAAAAGUUGAUAGCAGUUAAAACAGUGCAUGCACUUUUGUGCUUGUGGGGAUCUCUUUUCUCUCUUCCCAAUUUAUUAGCAGCAGUUCUAACAUAGUGUAAAGAAAGAAGACACAAUGCAGUUGUGGAAGCUCUUCAUCACUGCAUUAAUGCCGGUUCUUAAGGUGCUCCUUAUUACUGCUGUUGGUGCAUUUCUUGCACUGCACCGAUUUAAUAUACUUAGGGAGAGUGCUAGGAAGCACUUGAAUACAAUAGUAUACUAUGUCUUCACUCCGGCUCUUGUUUGCAGCAUCCUGGCUAAAGCUAUAACAUUUAGGAGCCUGGUUAUGGUGUGGUUCAUGCCAUUGAACAUUCUUCUCACAUUUAUCAUUGGGACAGCACUAGGAUGGUUGUUUUUGAAAAUAGCUAAAUCACCUCCUGAAAUGCAAGGCCUUGUGUUGGGGUGUUGUGCCGCAGGAAAUCUAGGCAAUUUGCCUCUUAUCAUAAUUCCAGCAGUAUGUAAAGAAAGCAAUAGUCCUUUCGGAGAUGUUGAUAUUUGUAAUAAAAAGGGGUUGGCAUAUGCCUCUUUGUCCAUGGCAAUAGGACACAUCUACAUUUGGACUUUCGUGUACAACGUUAUCCGCGUAUAUUCAUGCAAGAUUUGCAAUUUGAACAAAGUUGAUGGUUCCACAGUAGGUCCAGUGUCAGCAAUUGAAACAGAUCUAGAAAACCAUUCAACUGAACCAGUAGUUUCUGCAGAGGAUCUCUCAGAGACCAAUAAUCAUGUAACAAAACAAAAGCAAAUUAUGAAACCAUUAAAAACAUUAGUAAAAAAGCUCAAUCUGAAGGUUCUAUUAGCACCUGCAACGAUCGGAUCGAUUCUUGGUCUAAUAAUUGGUGUAGUUCCUCCAUUCCAAAAGAUGUUUGUUGGCGAUAAAGCUCCUUUACGUGUGGUUGAAGAUUCUGCAUCCAUGCUGGGGGACGCAUCCAUUCCGGCAAUCACUGUGUUAGUUGGAGCAAAUCUUCUUGGUGGGUUAAAACGAUCAGGAAUGAAGCUUUCACUUCUUGUGGGGAUCCUUGUGAUUAGAUAUAUUGCCCUACCAAUUUUAGGUGUGGGCAUUAUUAAAGGUGCAAUCCAUUUUGGCAUUAUCCACCAAGAUCCACUAUACCACUUUAUUUUACUGCUUCAAUACGCCCUUCCGCCUGCAAUAAGCAUAAGUACAAUUACUCAAUUAUUUGGAGCUGGGGAAACAGAAUGCUCAAUUGUUAUGCUAGCAACUUAUGUCUGUGCCUCGUUUUCACUUACACUAUGGUCCACUUUUUUCAUGUGGCUUGUCCUAUAAAUGUAUUUUUUUUUUCUUUACCUCACUAUGUCUUACUGUCAAAGAACUGCACACGGAUUACAGAUUAUUCUAGUCAAAUUAGUAUCACUGGAAGGUAGAAUAAAU